Molecule: messenger RNA, 728 nt
Organism: Sphaeroforma arctica JP610
Lineage: Eukaryota; Ichthyosporea; Ichthyophonida
Exons: 4
Coding region: 71-457 (128 amino acids)
Biological process (GO): response to oxidative stress; mitochondrial respiratory chain complex I assembly
Cellular component (GO): membrane
Source: RefSeq, a predicted model, not a curated record
CCCUAGAGAGAUUGCACAAUAGUAGUAAAUUUGAAUUGACGUUUCGUACCUAUAGGGGAGGAAGGUCAAUAUGUCGAAAUUUCUGAACCGGAUUAAGGAGUUAGGAGGCAUCAAGGGAAUGGUUGACAAAGGAUGGAAGUACAAGGAGUUGCGUACGGGAACGUUGAUCGGCACUGAUGCCAAUGGCAACAGAUACUUCCAGGACAAGUCGUACAUCUUUGGUCGUAGCAGAUUUGCCGAUGUCAAGGCCAAAGAUCCCACCUCGAUUGCUCCAGAAUGGCACCGUUGGUUGCAUUACAUGACCGACGACCCGCCUUCACAGAGCCCCGUGUGGCAUCCCAAGUGGGAGAGUUCUCCCAAGAAAUGGGCCGCUGGGACUGGCUCCAAAAACGAGUACGUGCCCUUCCGCACCACAGCGAAGAAAGUGCACGAGUGGGAUCCUAAUGCCUCCACAUAGUCAGUAAAUCCUCUCUUCCCGUUGUGAUUGGACCACACCAUCAGUUAUCUUCGUCCUCCUCCUGGAUGAGCUUAAAGCCGCAAUGUACGUUUGCAGAUUCGCUUGGAGUUAAAGUGUCGCUAAUUUUGACAGUUCUUGUUCAAUUCUUCGUCGGAAAGUUUUUUAAAAUCAUAUAUAUAUAUAUAUAUAUAUUCUACUAAGGCGUGUAUAGUGAAUGCUGCGUAGCUGCGAAGUAUGAAUAUAUCCAGCAACCAAAUUUGGUCGGUUUCCG